Toxorhynchites rutilus septentrionalis is the source of this 564-nucleotide messenger RNA. Its product is annotated as N-alpha-acetyltransferase 38, NatC auxiliary subunit-like. Gene Ontology annotation, molecular function: RNA binding. The transcript is spliced from 2 exons. Lineage: Eukaryota; Metazoa; Arthropoda; Insecta; Diptera; Culicidae. The record is from RefSeq and is a predicted model, not a curated record. The coding region runs from base 132 to 476 and encodes 114 amino acids. Gene Ontology annotation, cellular component: NatC complex.
CCGUACAAUAGGCACUGUCUAAAUUUGAUGGUAAACAAGUGAUAAUAACAUCGUACGUAAAAUUGUGAUACAAUUUUUCCCUAAUAACUUUAAUCGAAUUAAUAAUUGUUUCAAACGGUUUCCUUUGCGCAAUGAGCAGCGAUGAAAAGGAUAGCAGUGAUGAGCUGUGGGAGAGAAUGAAUCAGGAGAAAUUGAACAGCAAAACUAGUAUCGAAAAUGAAACAGAUCCUAGCCGGCGGAAGCUUAAAUCAUGGCUGAACAAUACUUUCCGCAUUAAAAUGACCGAUGGGAGAAUACUGAUCGGAAUGUUUGUUUGCACCGAUGCCGACGCGAAUGUGAUUCUUGGCCUGACAAGUGAAUUUACCGAAAACGGUGGCGAGGAGCGUGUUCUUGGGCUGGUCAUGAUACCUGGCCGAUAUAUAGUUUCGAUAGAGAUAGAUGAAGCGAAUCUGGUCAACAACAUGUCAUGUUUGUAACGAUUUUAUUAAGCUUAAUGACUGUACAUUUGUAGAUGAUUGAACUUCUAAAUACAAACAGUGGGAACACCGUAUUUCCUAACGCGAA